Molecule: messenger RNA, 4860 nt
Organism: Gallus gallus (chicken)
Lineage: Eukaryota; Metazoa; Chordata; Aves; Galliformes; Phasianidae
Gene: DDX59
Product: DEAD-box helicase 59
Exons: 8
Coding region: 2797-4794 (665 amino acids)
Molecular function (GO): RNA helicase activity; nucleic acid binding; ATP binding
Source: RefSeq, a predicted model, not a curated record
AGUUACUGUAGCAGCUACUCUAGGCCUUCUCCUGCUGAAGCACGUGCUGGUUCUAAUAGGAUUUUCUUCAUUUAAGAAUUGCAGAGCUCAAUUCUUUGUCCAUUCUAUUAGUAUUGAUAAUUAUGCUUCUCUACUUGACACCUUUUUAAAAUCUGUGUGUGGCUGUUGCCCUAUAUUGUGUGAAUAUUACCUUAUAGUAAUUUUCAUCCACUGCCUUUAUAAUGUAUAGCAUUUUUAUUUUGGUCUGUCAUCAGCUGGUCCACCCUGCUACCUAUGAACUAUUUCUUCCUCAGCUGCCCUUAAAUGACGAGUGGCUGGGUUACUCUGUUGCCAAAUAGUGUGUGUUGAAGCACAGGGCAUUUUCUCAGCUGUCUUAGCUAGGCAGGGGCAGCGGUUGUUUCACUUUUCAGCACAAAGAAUGGAAGUGGCAGUCAUAAUUGAGGGUGUCAGAAACAGAGCCUUCUCUUUUUGUUAGCCAGUAUAGUUGAAUGAAAAUGAAAGAAGGGGGCAAGCAGGCUGAAACUUGCUUUCUAAAGAAGAUUUGAGCCCUCGUGAUGAUCACUGCUCUGGGAGACGUCUGAGCCAGACAAAGAACAUCUGGGACGCUUACUUCUGCACAGAUCUUCAUAAUCCCUCACAUAGGCUUUGUCUUAACACAGUACAGUCCUUAAAGGUGAUAAUUUACUGAAUGAGUGAAGCAGCAACCUGGGUGAGAGUGUGCCUGUAGGCAUUACACGGAAUCAAGGGAAUUGUUAUAUGAUGCAACAGAAGUAAUCCCUGGAAAUAAGGACAAGAAAGGGGAGUUGAUGAUAUACCUUUCGGCUUCCCUUUGGUCUGGCAACUCGUGUCUGAGGCAAGCUCUUCCCUGCUUUCCUCCCCGUGUUUAACAGAAAGGAAGCAACUGCCUGAUUGAAGAAUGUAAGGUAACAAAAAAGAUAUUGCAGUAAACUCUGUUGAUGCAGGUCCAGCUUGUUCAAUUGAGUGCAUAGUUCACUAUUCGUAAGACAUCUACUGGAAUUGGGUACUUGAGUCCCUGACCCAGCUUGCAGUGUUCUCUUUUAGGAAGAGCAGUGAGUUUUAGUCACCAGAAAAAAAGAAUGAGAGAAACAAAACAGCUCAAUAAGAACGUGUAUGCAGGGCUUGGGAUGCACUGUCACAUUUUGUUCCUUUUACCUCCAAGGACUUAUGCAGUACUGUGCUAGAACAAUUAGGAAUAUUAUUUGAUUUCUCGGAGGGAAGAAAUGAACUGAAGAUGGGACAUCUAAGAAAAAAGAGAUGAAAAAUAAGCAUUGUAAACAUGUUGUUGUAUUGGGUUGUAGAUGUUCUAGUCAGGAACUAGUGGAAAUGUAGAAUGAAGUGGUGAAGUCACUUCAGAGUCAAAAUUACAGUGUUUUAGGUUCUGUGAUAGUAGGCAAACAGUAGUAAAUAAGGCUUUUAUGCUAUAACACUGCUGUGAUUUCAUUAGUUAAGAGUCCCACAGAAAUAGCUAGGAUACUAGCUGUUACUAGAGAGCAGGUUUCCUGUGUAUCAGCAGGUGAUUAAGAGCCAUCUGCGUGGAGAUGCACUUCUGCUGUCUCUUUAAUCACUGAAACCUUACUGACAUGCUUCCCAGGGCCAACUCCCACUUGUAACCACUGACUGUGUUUGUGGCUUCUUGCAGAACAGACAGGGUUGGUAAUACAGAAGCCUUUUGUUUUUGUUUUGAGUCCCACUGAUCUGGUAGGCUCUCUUUGUUCUUACGCAUCUCUUGUCUGUCUAGCCACGCUUUUUCCUUGUUCAGGUUGAAUAGUGCAGUAAUGCUCUGUUUUGAAGUAUUUAAAUCAGUAAUGUCAGGGGGAGUUAUUCCUCUGGCAGCUUUAGUUUACUCUGAAGCUGAGCAGAAUGAGAAUGAGAGCCAUGGGUUUACUCCUUUUCAUGGAGCCCUCAAGAAUGAUGAAACAUGUCUAGCAUUUAUCCUUUUAUAUAUCUAACGUGUUUGGCUGAAUUGGAAAUAGUCUCAGAGGAGCUGUUAUUUCAUGUGCCUACCUAGUUUUAAUUUGCACAGAACUGUAAGGCAGGUAGGGGUUUUCUGGGGUCUCGUGGUAUAGGCAAAGCCCCCUGAGGAGAAAAACAAUCAUUCAAGAAAAUGAAUGGAAACAUUUGUGUCAUGGUAUUUUCCAGCUAUAUAAAUAUCUUCAAGAAUUUCCCUGGCAAUGAUCCUGCCAGGUGGGUUCAGAAGAAUUUUGUAACUGAUCGGUAUAUUUUUGUUGUCUCUUUGUUUUGGAAUUGCUGGGAGGUUUCUACCUCUUGGGCACAAGCCUAAGCCACCACCUUUGCACAGCUCUUUCCAGUGCUCAGGUAAUGGUUGUAGCCUUCUGGCUUCUUCAUCACUGGCCUUUUUCUGGAAGGGAGUUUUCCUUAUCUGGAGCUUCAGUCGUCUUUGUUACAUGAUGCAACAUGUAACAGUCUAAUUUCUAUGUAUCUUACGAGUUGCAACGUGGAACAAUGUUGCUUUGGCAAGAAACUGUACAGAAUGACCUUGUUCCAAUAGAUCCUGUGCCAAAAGAAAAGGAAGUUGGAAAACUGGAAAUGGACAUUUGCAUGGCUCAGAACGGUUAAUCAUUUGAUUUAAACAAAACCAAACCAGACUGUUCUAACGUGGACUUUAUAAGUUUGUUUUUUGUAAGAGUGCUGUGUUUUUUUUGCCAGUUUUGUCCCAACCUAUCCUUCCAGCCAAGUCAGCUGCUUUGUCUUAAGAAUUAGCACAGAUUUAAUCCACUGGAUUGUUCAGCAAGUGGAAUUCCAUGAGUCCUUCAUAUGGAUUUCAUACAGCUUUUCCUAAAGGGAAAGUACAUUUUAGUGGAGAUUUCAGCUUACAGCACGAAAGUCUCUGUUUAUAUUGGACUUCUUCAGAUUUGUUUAAUACCCAAAAGAAGCAUGUUUUUACCAAGAUCUGUUAAAGUCAAGAGGAGUGCUGAUGAGGACAAAAGCUGUACAGCCAAGAGAAAUAGAUUGUCUUCUGGGGGGUCUUCGUUAGAGGAGAGCACUGAGUUCCAAGACGGUAAAUCAGCUGAAACAGCAACUUCCACUUCAAAAUGCAACUCGAAUGAAGUUGUACAGCACACAGAACCCGUCGCUGUGCCGUCAGAUCUUGGUGUUCCUGACGCGUCUUCAGGAGAAGACAAGGGAAAUACUGCCGAAGAGAGCUCUUCUGAAGAACCCGUAAAAUCCUUCAGCAAAUCCCAGCGUUGGGCUGAACCUGGAGAACCUGUGUGCGUUGUCUGUGGCCGCUAUGGAGAGUAUAUAUGUGACAAAACAGAUGAAGAUGUUUGUAGCUUGGAAUGUAAAGCCAAACACCUUCUACAAAUGCAAGAAAAGGAGGAAAAGCUCAAAUCUGCUCACCUUGCCAAAGGAGAAUCUCAAGAAGAAAGUCACCUGCUUAAUACAGCUUAUUUCUAUAAAGAUCACUCCUUUAUCUUAAGUUUGCAAGAUGAGCAGGUUGAGAACCUUAAACUGCAGUUAGGUAUUGCCAUCCAGGGCCAGCAAGUUCCAAGACCUAUUAUAGAGUUUGAACACUGUGGUUUUCCUGAAACUUUGAACAGUAACUUAAAGAAUUCUGGCUAUGAAGUCCCAACUCCCAUCCAAAUGCAAAUGAUCCCCGUUGGACUGUUAGGGAGGGAUAUUGUGGCUAGUGCAGACACAGGCUCAGGAAAAACAGCAGCCUUCCUGCUCCCUGUUAUUAUGAAGGUUUUGAACGAGACAGAAACUCCAUCUGCCCUUAUUUUGGCACCAACAAGAGAGUUGGCAAUUCAGAUAGAAAGGCAAGCUAAAGAACUCAUGGCUGGUUUACCAAACAUGAGAACAGUUCUCCUGGUAGGAGGUUUACCGCUGCCACCACAGCUUCAUCGUCUCAAGCAGAGUGUGAAGGUUAUAAUAGCAACACCUGGAAGACUUCUUGAGAUUUUAAGGCAAAGUUCUGUUCAACUGCAUGGCAUAAAAAUUGUAGUAGUGGAUGAAGUGGAUACUAUGUUAAAAAUGGGCUUCCAGCAGCAAGUGUUGGAUAUUUUGGAAGACAUCUCUCAUGAUCAUCAGACCAUACUGGUGUCAGCCACAAUCCCAGUGGGUAUCGAACACUUAGCAAAUCAGCUUCUGCACAAUUUUGUAAGAAUAACAAUUGGGGAAAAAAAUCUACCAUGUUCCAACGUGCGCCAGAUAAUUCUGUGGGUGGAAGAGCCAUCUAAAAAGAAGAAACUGUUUGAAAUAUUAAAUGAUAAGAAACUCUUCAAGCCUCCAGUGUUGGUAUUUGUGGACUGCAAGCUAGGAGCAGAUCUGUUGAGUGAUGCUGUUCAUAAGAUCACAGGAUUACAGUGUACAUCUAUGCAUUCUGAAAAAUCUCAGGUGGAAAGGACAGCCAUAUUACAGGGAUUACUUCAAGAGAAGUAUGAAGUGAUAGUAAGUACUGGAGUCCUUGGGCGAGGACUUGACCUUGUCAAUGUCAAACUGGUAGUAAAUUUUGAUAUGCCUUCAAGUAUGGAUGAAUAUGUACAUCAGGUUGGAAGAGCAGGGCGGCUGGGUCACAGUGGAACUGCCAUCACUUUUAUCAAUAACAACGGCAAGAAACUCUUCUGGGAUGUUGUGAAGAGGGUAAAACCAACAGGCACUAUUCUUCCCCCACAGCUGCUUAAUUCCCCGUAUCUUCAUGACCAAAAGAGAAGGGAACAACAGAGACUUAAACAAUUAGAAAAUAGCCUUGUAACGGGGGAUAAUAUUAUGGACAUCAUUAGAAAACAUGACAAAAAUAAUUCUCAGAGGUAACGAAGAUAAAGCAAACUUUGUAAUUAUUAUGGAAGUGUGAUUAAAAAUAAACGUGGCAUUUUCACA